Messenger RNA from Closterium sp. Naga37s-1, 1080 nucleotides. NCBI's taxonomy places the organism in Eukaryota, Viridiplantae, Streptophyta, Zygnematophyceae, Desmidiales, Closteriaceae. The record is from the annotation of a GenBank genome assembly.
AUGGCAUGCGACCCCGUUUGGGUUGACGAUGCGCGGUCGCGAAUCAAGGAAGCGGCUCUGGCGGUCGUCGAGGCGCAGCAGGCUGCAGUGGAGCUGAGCGCGCGGGCGGACUCGGCGCAUUACGAAUCGGAGCGGCCGACUUCUUACUCCGCCAAUGCCUCCCUCCGCUUCAGCCGCAGCGAACCAUCCCCAGCCGCCACGACAGCUCAAGACGGCGCAGAAACUCCCACGCCUCGGGGCAAGACCCGCAGCGCGUGGUUCUCAAUGGGCCGAUCUAGUGUUUCUGAGCAGCGCGAUGGGGAUCGGAGCAGCACGGCGGUACGGAUCCAUAGCACGCCGCGGCUGCCUCAGAUCCCUAUCCCUCCUUACACCCUGUCGUCGCCAGUACCUCCCACCCAGCCAUCGCUCUCCCUCCCAUCCCCCAUAUCCUCUCCCUCACUCCCCGCAGUCACCUCUCCCUCCCACUCCGCCAUCGCCACUUCCUCCCACCUCACAAUCACUCCGUCCCACCCCGCCAUCUUCUCUCCCUUUCCUCCCCGCCGUCGCCUCUCCCUUACCUCCCCGCCGUCGCCUCUCCCUCUUCCCCGCCGUCGCCUCUCCCUCCUCCCCGCCGUCGCCUCUCCCUUACCUCCCCGCCGUCGCCUCUCCCUUACCUCCCCGCCGUCGCCUCUCCCUCCUCCCCGCCGUCGCCUCUCCCUCCUCCCCGCCGUCGCUCUCCCUCCUCCCCGCCGUCGCUCUCCUCCCCGCCGUCGCCUCUCCCUCCUCCCCGCCGUCGCCCUCCUCCCCGCCGUCGCCUCUCCCUCCUCCCCGCGUUCGCCUCUCCCUCCUCCCCGCCGUCGCCCUCCCUCCUCCCCGCCGUCGCUCUCCCUCCUCCCCGCCGUCGCCUCCGGCGACAGGUGCCCGGAGCGCAAGCGCGGUUUGGUGCGCAAUCGCGGGUUGGUGUGCAAUCGCGGGUUGGUGCGCAAGCGCGGGUUGGUGCGCGAGCGCGGGUUGUUUUCGGAGGCACCGUGGUUAUCAGGUGCGUUCCCGGUCCUUUCAUCCUCCCUCCCCCCUCUGAAAUUUCCUCUUUUUUUUUGCUAA